AGCCAAAAUCUGCCGUCUGUGAGUGUGAGCUGCUGCGGCUUCAGAGCACCAUGAGCCUGGACAAAGCCGAGCUGUGUGACUCCCUGCUAACCUGGUUACAGACAUUUCAGGUGCCAUCAUGCAACAGCAAGCAGGACCUAACAAGUGGAGUGGCCAUUGCACACGUCCUGCACAGAAUAGACCCUUCUUGGUUUAAUGAGACGUGGCUAGGCAGGAUCAAGGAGGAGAGCGGGGCCAACUGGCGCCUUAAGGUCAGCAACUUGAAAAAGAUCCUUAAAAGCAUGCUGGAAUAUUAUCAUGACGUGCUCGGUCACCAGGUGUCAGAUGAGCAUUUGCCAGAUGUGAACCUAAUAGGAGAGAUGGGUGAUGUCACCGAACUGGGCAAGCUGGUACAGCUCGUACUGGGCUGUGCCGUCAGCUGUGAGAAGAAACAAGAGCAAAUCCAGCAGAUAAUGACACUUGAGGAAUCUGUCCAGCACGUUGUGAUGACAGCCAUUCAGGAGCUGUUAUCAAAGGAGCCGUCAUCAGAACCAGGAAGCCCGGAGACCUAUGGGGACUUUGACUACCAGUCCAGAAAGUAUUAUUUUCUAAGUGAGGAGGUGGACGAGAAGGAGGACCUGAGCCAGCGUUGUCGAGACCUGGAACAUCAGCUGUCGGUGGCUCUGGAGGAGAAGUCGACCCUGCAGGCAGAGACGCGCUCCCUGAGGGAGAAACUGAGCCGCAGCGACUCCCUGGACGCCUCCACCACGGCCAUCACCGGCAAGAAGCUGCUGCUGCUGCAGAGUCAGAUGGAGCAGCUUCAGGAGGAGAACUACAGACUGGAGAACAGCAGAGACGACAUGCGUGUGCGGGGAGAGAUUCUGGAGCGCGAGGUGACCGACCUGCAGCAGCGUAACGAGGAGCUGACCAGCCUGGCGCAGGAGGCCCAGGCCCUCAAAGACGAGAUGGACAUCCUCAGGCACUCGUCUGACCGGGUGAACCAGCUCGAAGCUCUGGUGGAGACGUACAAGAGGAAGCUGGAGGAUCUGGGGGACCUGCGCAGACAGGUGCGCCUCCUGGAGGAGCGCAACACCGUGUACAUGCAGCGCACCUGCGAGCUGGAGGAGGAGCUGCGCAGGGCCAACGCUGUCCGCAGUCAGCUGGACACCUACAAGAGACAGGCUCAUGAGCUUCACACCAAGCACUCAGCAGAGGCCAUGAAAGCUGAGAAAUGGCAGUUUGAGUACAAGAACCUUCACGACAAGUAUGACGCACAGCUGAAGGAGAAAGAACGUCUCAUCUCGGAGAGAGACACACUGCGGGAGACAAACGACGAGCUCAGGUGUGCGCAAGUCCAACAGAGGUGUCUCAGUGGAUCUGGAGGCAUGUGUGACGGUGAUGUCACAGUGGGAAACCUCGCCGCGGAGAUCAUGCCCACUGAGCUCAAGGAGACGGUGGUGCGUCUGCAGAGUGAAAACAAGAUGCUGUGUGUCCAGGAGGAGAGCUACAGGCAGAAACUCGUGGAGGUGCAGGCCGAGCUGGAGGAGGCUCAGCGCAGCAAGAACAGCCUGGAGACUCAAAACAGAUUGAACCAGCAGCAGAUCUCAGAGCUGCGUUCUCAGAUCGAGGAGCUCCAGAAAGCGCUCCACGAGCAGGACAGCAAGACUGAAGACGCCAUCUCCUCCUUACUGAAGAAAAAGCUUGAGGAGCAUUUGGAGAAGCUCCAUGAAGCCCACUCAGACCUCCAAAAGAAAAGAGAAGUCAUCGAUGACCUCGAGCCCAAAGUGGACGGCAACAUGGCGAAGAAGAUAGAUGAACUCCAGGAGAUCCUGCGUAAGAAGGAUGAGGACAUGAAGCAGAUGGAGGAGCGAUACAAGCGCUAUGUGGAGAAGGCGAGAACGGUGAUCAAAACCCUGGAUCCUAAGCAGCAGCUGGUGCCUGCGAGCCCUGACAUUCAGGCGCUGAAGAACCAGCUGACAGAGAAGGAGAGGAGAAUCCAGCACCUGGAGCAUGACUAUGAGAAGAGCAGAGUGAGACAUGACCAGGAGGAGAAACUCAUCAUCACUGCAUGGUACAACAUGGGGAUGGUGCUGCACCAGAAAGUCUCCGGUGAGCGGCUGGGUCCCUCCAACCAGGCCAUGUCCUUCCUCGCCCAGCAGAGACAGUCCACUAAUGCCAGGAGAGGCCUGACGCGACACCACCCGAGAUGAGACGUCCAGGCAGGAGAACGCACAUGCUGAACCGCAGCAUGGAGAAGACGAGGUGACCUCCAGCAGACUUCACCUGCAUCCUUUGCCUUAACGCCUUCCCUGGAUCGCUGCACCUCAGAGAGGAUUCUCAUGCUGCUGCUGCCCCCUGCUGGCUCUUAAGGGUAUGAAACAGUUUUAUUUUUUCUGCGGAGCCUCGGAGGAGUCUGUUUUUAACUCUGCUGUUGAUUAGACUCAGAGUGAACUCACAAAUAACAGAGAAAAACAGAGUAGACUCACCUUUUAAGGUGACUUUUAUUGACUCUUUAGCCUUGUGGGCUCAAUCCUGUUCCGUUAAGGUCUGUUUUAGAUUUUUUUUUUCUUUUAUGUUAUACAGUAGGAUGUAAUGUGAACUAGUUUUGACAAAGCUACAGUUCACAUGUAGUAGACGAGAGAGGACUUAUUAGGGGUUUUACAUUUACUGCUCUAAGUGCUAAAGAAAAGCCACACAGGUUACAGACUGAAAAUGACAUUCAGCCGUUAGCACAUCUUGGUUUUGCUCAUAUGUUUUGAAUUUUCUCGUAGCUUUCCUUUUCGUCGUCUUGAUCACGUGUUUUGAAGUGAGUUUUUCUGUUUUAAUUUGAAGGAACUCAAACCAGACCAUUAAGAGUGUGUUGAUGGCUUUAGUCAUUUUUCCCUUUAGUAUUAUUUUUUCUUUAAGCUUAAUUUUCAUUACUAGAAUUACUUUAAAAUUUGCAGGAAACACCAAAGCACUUUCUUAGAAGGGUUGGUUUGUUUAGUGCCUCUCACAAAAUUUUCCCUCUUUGGAUGAGACUGAAGUUUAAAGCAUUCACAGUGUCAAGCCCCCUUUCUCCUCGUCUCAUUUGGCACAGAUAAUAUUGACGAUACUCUGAUAUUUUUCAACCUGGACCCUAUUUUGUCAUGUUAUUGUGUCUAAGUGACUAAUGGGAGCAACAAUUUUUGAAAUUGUUCUGGUAUUGAGUGAGAACGCCGGCAGUUUCGAAACUGACUGCAAUUGAAACUACUCUUGGCAGCUGAGCCCGUCAGUUUACGCCCACUAAAAGUGCUUGUUUUAGUCACUGACAGGUUUAAAUUGUUAUGAGUGUGAUGACUUUACGGAAAGGAUCCUACAGAGAAUUUUUUUCUCGCCCCAUACUUUCACUUUGUUGCAGUCUGUUUUUCGUCCAGUUUUGUUAACAAGAAGUUACAUUCUGAAAUCUCACUUGAGGUGAUGCAGGAAGAAAACAGGGGAAACAUUAAGACUUGGAGAAAGAGUUUGUAGUUUUGGUGUGCGGAAAGUGUAUCUUACACUAAUAUGAAACAUUUUUAAAGUCAUGGCUAAAUUUUAGCUGUUUUAAACAAUGUGAAAAAAGUCUUUGAGAUUUCUUGUUGGUGAGACUUGAACAGACCUGAACAAGCAAAAGGUACGGAAAAAUUUUCACUUUCUCAAUCUUUUCUGUAAUUUCGUCAGACACUUCUAAUAAUCAGAGACCGUCAGCGGCAAAAACAAUCAUUUUCAGUGGAUGUAGAUUAACGGGGGUUGCAUUUUAGCUUAUUUUGCCGCUGGUGGCUACAGCACUCUGUCUCAAUACUGGACCAAUCUCAAAAGUUAAUUGUCCCCAUCAGUCACUUAGACAGAAAAACAUGGAAAAAUAAGGUUCAGGUUGAAAAAUAAUGAAGUUUCUCUUAACCACACUGCAGGCUCAUUUUCAUAUAGCUGCUAAUAGUGUGACUUCUGCAUCUGUUUUUUUCUUAAUAAUCUCUGAAUAUGAAUUAUUAAGUGAAGAUUUUUUUUUCCAUCCUCUUCCCAAAGAUUGAAACAGGGUGUUGGUUGUGGGUAGGACCUAAUUGCACGCACCACUUUAGACUGAUGUGAAUUUAGGCUAUUAAACGCCUCCUUGUUUAUCACAUAGACUGGAAAACCAAUGCACAAUGUGAUUGCGUUCAUAAUGGUAAAAAAAAACCACUAAUAACAAUAAUGACUCAGCUAAUGGCUGUUGACCGCUGCUAGACCUCAUUAACAGUUUGACCGAACUGGAAGGAAAUGUGUUCAUCAAUAAGCUGGAAUUCUUAAGUCGUCUGUUUCCAGGAAGUCGGAGGCAGUUAUUUUCGUUAAGCCUGUAAUAGACGAAACAUUUCUCAACACUACUUCUGCCUUUGUCCACUGCCGGUUAGUUUUUCUUUUCAGCAGAUGUUGUCAUUUAGUCCCGUAUCAGAGCUACUGUUUGAAAGGCUUCGUCCCUGCGUGUAUGUUUGUGCUAUGGACUACUCAGACCAGUGUUCACACUUUUUUUCUUCUGAUGUUUCAUUGUUUGAGUUUAUAUUUAUGGUGUUAAGUCACUACUGCACAUGUGCAUGGCUUGAAGGGGUUAACUUUUAGGUUGUCUGUAUCAUAAAAUGGUCUAGUAGAUUAUAGCAUAGCGUAUGUUGCACAGGGAUUUGAGGCAAGUUAAACAUUUGUAGCCCUGUCUGUUCUACUUUUGCACAACAAAUAAAAUGGAUCCUAAGAGAAA
Molecule: messenger RNA, 4699 nt
Organism: Plectropomus leopardus (leopard coralgrouper)
Lineage: Eukaryota; Metazoa; Chordata; Actinopteri; Perciformes; Serranidae
Source: RefSeq, a predicted model, not a curated record